GCUCAACUGCUUCUCUGUUUUCUGGCUUUUGUCUUCCUUCGCCUGGCCACAGGGGCCAUGGAUGCCUGCUAUGACUCCCAAGGCCGUGCCCAGCGCUGCCUGCCCACCUUUGAGAAUGCAGCCUUUGGCCGGCAGGCUCAGGCGUCGAACACGUGUGGCUCACCCCCCGAAACCUAUUGCUUGCAGAUGGGCACGCGGGAUUCCAGCACUCCGUGCCACCGCUGCGACGCGGACGAUCCUUUGCUGCACCACAACGCCUCUUACCUGACAGACUUCCACAGCCAGGAAGAGCCUACCUGGUGGCAGAGCCAGUCCAUGGCUUUUGGGGUUCAGUAUCCCACCUCUGUCAACAUCACUCUGCACUUGGGGAAGUCUUACGAAAUCACCUAUGUGAGGUUGAAAUUCCACACCAGCCGCCCGGAAAGUUUUGCUAUCUACAAGCGUAGCCGGGCUGAUGGCCCGUGGAUUCCGUAUCAAUUCUAUAGUGCUUCAUGCGGCAAGACCUAUGGGAAGCCGGAACGGCAGUUUUUGAGAUCUGGAGAACUUGAGCAAGUAGCCUUCUGCACCGACGAAUUCAGUGACAUCUCCCCGCUGAACGGUGGCAACGUGGCCUUCUCCACCCUAGAAGGCCGGCCAAGUGCCUACAGUUUUGACCAGAGUCCCCUGCUGCAGGAAUGGGUGACGUGUACUGAUCUGCUGAUUUCUUUGGACCGCCUUAACACCUUUGGAGAUGACAUCUUUAAAGAUCUGAAAGUGCUUCAAUCUUACUACUAUGCCAUCUCAGACUUCUCUGUCGGGGGGAGGUGCAAGUGCAAUGGCCAUGCCAGCGAAUGCAUCCCAGACGAAGAUGACCAGCUGGUUUGCCUCUGCCAACACAACACCACCGGCGUGGACUGUGAUUCGUGCCAGCCGUUCUAUCAGGACCGCCCCUGGGCCCGGGGCACCGCCGAGUCAGCCAACGAAUGCCUUCCAUGCAACUGUAGCGGGAGAUCGGAGGAAUGCUAUUACGAUUGGGAACUGUACCGGCAAACCGGACACGGCGGCCGCUGUGUGAAUUGCCGGGAUAACACUGCCGGACCACACUGUGGACACUGCCGGCCAAAUUUUUAUCGUUGGGACGUCCAGAUGGCCUGUCAGCCCUGCAACUGCAACCAAGCAGGUUCUUUGAAUCCCCAGUGUGAUGAUGCAGGGAGGUGUAAGUGCAAAGCAACAGUGACUGGCUGGAAGUGUGAGCAAUGCCAAGAAGGGUUCCAUUCCCUGAGUGAAGGGGGAUGCAGGCCUUGUGCUUGUGACUCCGCUGGAAGUUUGGGGACGUGUGACCCGAAUUCAGGGCAUUGCAGGUGCAAGAAGAAAGUGGAAGGCUACCUGUGCAACAGGUGUCAGCCUGGAAGUUUUAACCUACAACCUCACAACCCAGAGGGAUGUACAAGCUGUUUCUGUUAUGGACAUUCAACUGUGUGCACAACGGCGCCAGGGUAUGAGGCCCAUGACAUUGUCUCUGACUUCAGACAAGGACUUGAUGGCUGGAGAGCAAAAGAUCCAGAUGGGCAAGAGAUGUUACUGCACUGGGAUAGAGAAGUCAUCUCCAUAGACCAAAAUGAACAGGACGUUAUUGGGUUUUGGGCUCCAGCGAAGUUUCGGGGCGAUCAGCGUUUUAGCUACGGCCAGCUGCUCUCGGUGGUACUUCACUUCGAAGACAACGCAACAGACGUCUCUUCUCCUUCCAUCCAGCUAGUUUUGGAAGGGGACGGUGUCUUUUUAUCCGCGAGACACGAGAACCCGGAAGACGGAGGGAAUGAAAUUCCAUGCAAGGAACGGAUUGUGUCCUUCAGGCUCCAUGAAGCGGAAGAAGCUAUGAGCUUGGUUUUGUCCCCGUUCCAGUUUCAGCAGAUGCUGGCCAAUCUGACGAUGCUUCAGAUCCAAGUCAGAAGUAAACCCAGAUCGGGCAGGAUUGCUCUAAAGGAAGUUCAACUCGCGUCCGCUCAUCCCGGUGACUCCCAACGGGCUUCGUGGGUUGAAGAAUGCAUCUGCCCCCAAGGGUACCAAGGCCGAUUUUGUGAACUUUGCACACCAGGUUACAAACGGGAGAUCGCCGGGGGGGGACGGUUGGCAAGUUGCGUGCCUUGUGCCUGCAACCAGCAUGGCAGCUGUGAUCCCAACACAGGCAUCUGCCAAUGUCUUCACAACACUGAAGGACCUGCCUGUGAACGAUGCACUGCUGGAUUCUAUGGCAACCCUUUCGUUGGCCAUCCUGAUGACUGCCAACCUUGCCCUUGUCCGGGACGAGCACCUUGCACAACUAUCCUGGACAGCGGGGAGGUGGUCUGCACACACUGUCCCCCGGGACAGAGAGGGCGGCUCUGUGAAUUGUGCGAUGAAGGCUUCUUCGGGGACCCUCUGGGAAGAAACGGAUCCGUGCGCCGUUGCAGCAGCUGCGAUUGCAGCGGCAACGUGGACGCCAACGCGGUGGGCAACUGCGACGCUUCCACGGGCCAGUGUCUACGCUGCUUGUACAACACAGCAGGGGAACAUUGCGAGAGGUGCCAAGCGGGCUUCUACGGAAACCCUUUGGCUGCCAACCCAGCCAUCAAGUGUGCACCCUGCAACUGUAAUCCUGGAGGCUCUGCCCAUGGGCCAGAAGCUUGUGACCCUGUUUCUGGCCAGUGUCGCUGCCUCCCCAGUGUAACUGGACGGGAGUGUACCCAGUGUGCCGGCGGCUAUUUUGAUCUACGGCCAGGACUGGGGUGCAGAAGUUGCCAGUGCCACCCAGUGGGGGCCCAGAACAACACUUGCCACCCCAUCACAGGGCAAUGCAUCUGCCAUCCUGGCGUGGCAGGGCUGCCGUGUGACCAGUGCCAGGCUGCGUUCUUCGGCUUCUCUUCCCGAGGCUGCCGAGCCUGCAACUGUUCCCAGAUUGGUUCAGUCUCCCUCCAGUGCCACAACAACAGCACGUGUGUGUGCAGUAAGGGCUUUGUGGGUUUCAAGUGUGACCAGUGUGAUGUUAACUACUUUUUUGACCUGGAAAGUCAGCAAUGCCAGGAGUGCCCUCUCUGUUACAGCCUUGUGAAAGAGGAGACAGACAGACUGAAGGACCAGCUGACAGAAAUGGAAGCGUGGCUGCAGAAGCCCAGCUGCGAUCGAUCAAAAGCAGAAUAUUACCAUGUUAUGCUUGGGGAGACCCAGCGUGGAGACCAGCUCCACCAUCAGUACCUGCUGGAAGGUACCAAAGCCGCUUUCUUGGAGAAGAUGGCUGAGCUGAGGGACCUGGUGGAUGAUGCGCACCGUCGGCUGAGGACCACCAGCAGCAGCAUCGGCUGUGACAGCCACCGGGCUGCCAAAACAUGUGGGCUGCUUUCUGACAUUUCUUCCACCCUGCAGUUCACCCAUCGGGAGAUCCACAUGGCCACUGAGAUACUGGAGACCAUGGAAUUUUCUUCUGAAAUUUCCUAUCAGUCUGCAAACUGGAGCCGCCAUGCAGCCAAGGCCAGCGCAUUGGCCCGCAGCCAUGCUGAAAUUGCAUCCCUGGCGGAAGACCUCGCCAGGAGGGCUGUCCUCGCCUCCAAAUCGAGUUACCAUCUUCUGCAAAAUGUCGCAAACGGCAGCGCGAUGCAGGAGUUCAGGCAAGAGGUGGAAGAGAGAGGGGAGAAAAUCCAAAGGAUUCAGGAAGAGCUUGUCUUGCAGUUGAAAGAUGCCAAGGCCAUGGUUUCCGUCCACCAGAGCAACACAACCCUGGUGCAAACAGCUGCUUUAGAGCUGCCUCUGAUCCUGCAGCGCCCUCUGAUGGAGCAAGCUGGAAAUCUUAUUCAAAAGGCGGAGGAAAUUAAAGAACUCGUUGGGAGGAAACACCGGCUGGCAACGAACAGAUCCUUGGUUGUAGGAGCUGAACUACAGAAAAAGCUGCAAAAGAUGCAGCCUCUGGAAGAGUUACGGCAAAGAGCAAACGAUGCCCAUGCGCUGGCGGAAUCCUCCCUCGCGAAGGGAGAGGCUGCGGUGUCUGGAGCAAAGGCCUUGGUGACAGUGCUGGAUGGAAUGAAGAACCGGGCUGCGCAUCCUAAAGGCCGCACUGUUGUAAAGAGGAAAAGGGUUGCAGUGCGGAACAGGACAGUUGCAGAGGCUCAGAGGAAGAUCAGACAGGCCCAGAGAGCUCUGGGCAAUUCUGGACCCCUUUCUGCAAAGGCCUUCAAAACUGCCAGUGAUGGGGAAUCACUCUCCAAGAAAAAUGCUAAGGCAGCUGAGGACAUGCUAAGGAAUGCAAAGCAGGAGAGGAAGCAGGUUGGCCAAGUUUCUGCCAACAUUGGUCUUACUAUGGCAGAAAUCUCCAGACAGGAAGAAAAGGCCAAAGAACUUGGGAUCCUGCUUGAGAAACCUGAGGAGGAUGGAGUGGAGAUGAGCAGUCUUGGCAAGGACCUCCGAGAAGCCCAACACUCCUUGGAGAUGGACAUUAGAGCCCUCAACCAUCUGCUCUCCAGUCUAGGAAACCUGGAUCAGUCUGUGGCUGUGCUCCAAGCGAGCCAGGUCCAGCUGGCAAGCUUGCGGCUGCGCCUGGUGGGGCCUGGUACCCUGAAUCAGACACUGGGCAUCUUGGAACAGGAAGCUGAGCAGCAACAGGAGAAGUUGGAGGCCUUUGAGCAAGAUCUGGAGGAGAUCCAGAGUGACAAGGAAAACCUAGAAGCCAUUCUUCGGAGCUUGCCCAGCAGCUGUUAGAGCUGAAAGGAGACUGAAAGAGGCUGGUGCCUAAGAAACUGUCAUAGAAUGAAGGCUGGUAUGAAUGAAAUAAGCAUAGAUACUUUUUAAAAGAAAUGUUCCCAGAAUGCUAUUGGUGAAGGAGUCAAAAGUAGGCAGAUUGAGCCAUCUUUAUUAGGGACAGAGAAUAGCUUCAGAAGCCAUUUGUCGUUCCGUGCUGCCAAGCCAUCCUUGACAAUAAAACCCUGAAAUGGCAAUCCCAAA
Candoia aspera is the source of this 4947-nucleotide messenger RNA. It is a transcript of the gene LAMC3, whose product is annotated as laminin subunit gamma 3. Gene Ontology annotation, cellular component: basement membrane. NCBI's taxonomy places the organism in Eukaryota, Metazoa, Chordata, Lepidosauria, Squamata, Candoiidae. Gene Ontology annotation, biological process: animal organ morphogenesis; tissue development; substrate adhesion-dependent cell spreading. Bases 58 to 4704 code for a protein of 1548 amino acids. The transcript is spliced from 28 exons. The record is from RefSeq and is a predicted model, not a curated record.